GAAGAGGCGCUGGCGGUGCUGAGGGCGGACGAGAUGGAGCGGGCGUACGUCGUCAAGUGGUUGAUGGGUUUCGUGAAGCGCUCGGAUGCAUGGAUCGGAGGGGCUGGGGAGGAGGCUGGGGCCGCUGUAGAGGAGGAAGAAAGUCGGAUGGAUCUGGUGGACCGCGCGACGACGCUCCUGGCGCGUUUCGCCGGGGACGACGAGCCCGAGGAAGCGGUGACACGCACCUUCACGUUCCCUUUCCUUGUCGAUGACGCCUCAUCACCGAACGAGCCUAUCAAGGCUGAGCUCAACGACGCACCUCUGACAGGAGUUGAUCAUACCGCCGUCGGUCUGCAGAGCUGGGGCACUGCUGUCGUCUUCUCCGCGCGGCUCUGCGCCGAACCAUUGCGCUAUUUUCCCAUAACGUCUACAUCUGCAUCUGUAUCUCAGCCCUUCUCUCGACCUGCCCGCGUGCUCGAGCUCGGCGCGGGCACCGGCUUGCUCAGCAUUGUCGCCGCACAGAUUCUCCAGCGACUGGGGGCGCCCGCCGAAGUCCUCGCAACAGAUUACCACGCCGACGUCCUCGCCAACCUCUCCGCCAACGUCGCUUCGAACAGGCUGGAUAACUUGGUGUGCGUCACCGCCCUCGACUGGGUAUCGCCGCCCCCAGCAGAGGAGAUGGGCAUGUUCGACGUCGUUCUCGCAGCGGACGUUGUGUACGAGCGCGAGCACGCGCGGCUGAUUAGGGACGUGGUCCACCGGGCGAUGAGGAAGGAUGGCGUCAUGUGGCUCGCGAUGCCGCUGCGCGAGACGGGGCGGCAUGAGGGUAUGGAGAGGUCGGUGCGAGAGGUGUUUCCUGGGAUUGCUGAGCUUGAGGGUGAGGGAUUCAAGGGCAGGGAAGACGAGCUCGUCAUCGUCGAGAGGGUGGAUAUGCAGAGGAGGGAGGGAGUUGGUAGGGCAGACGAGGACGGGUAUAAGUUGUUCGAGAUUCGGUUUGCU
This is a messenger RNA of Coniophora puteana RWD-64-598 SS2, 981 nucleotides long. RefSeq lists its product as uncharacterized. The record is from RefSeq and is a predicted model, not a curated record. The annotation marks the transcript as partial. NCBI's taxonomy places the organism in Eukaryota, Fungi, Basidiomycota, Agaricomycetes, Boletales, Coniophoraceae. The transcript has a single exon.